This is a messenger RNA of Dicentrarchus labrax (European seabass), 3273 nucleotides long. It is a transcript of the gene rab12, whose product is annotated as RAB12, member RAS oncogene family. The transcript has 6 exons. Bases 205 to 963 code for a protein of 252 amino acids. Gene Ontology annotation, cellular component: endosome; plasma membrane; trans-Golgi network transport vesicle. Gene Ontology annotation, molecular function: GTPase activity; GTP binding. Gene Ontology annotation, biological process: protein secretion; Golgi vesicle fusion to target membrane; cellular response to insulin stimulus. The record is from RefSeq and is a predicted model, not a curated record. Lineage: Eukaryota; Metazoa; Chordata; Actinopteri; Moronidae.
UCAGUGACGUCACUCCGGUCUCUAAUGGCUGAACAACAACAACUGUCGGCGGGUGACAAAGUUUCCCAAACUCCCGCAGAGGCUGAAGAAAGUUGGAAAUAGCGGAUAGUUUUUUUUUUGGUCGCGUCGCAGUUUUCGCGCGUUUCUCUGUUGAUUUUCUUUCCGUUUCUUCGGUUUGUUGUGAUCACUGAUGAGGGAUUAUUGAUGGAUCACAGAUAUGACAUACCGCGGAGGGCCGCCGCCGCCGCCGCCGGUGGUGGAGGUGGAGGAGGAGGCGGCGGGGGCUCCGCGAACUCGUCCCCGGCUCUCGGGGCUCAGUCGCGCCGCAGGAAGAUGCCGCCAAGACCCGCUGACUUUAAACUCCAGAUCAUCAUCAUUGGCUCCCGCGGUGUCGGUAAAACCAGCCUCAUGGAGAGAUUCACCGACGACACUUUCUGCGAAGCCUGCAAGUCCACCGUUGGAGUUGACUUCAAAAUCAAGACAGUGGAGCUGAGAGGGAAGAAGAUCAGACUACAGAUCUGGGACACGGCCGGGCAGGAGAGGUUCAACAGCAUCACAUCAGCCUACUACAGAAGUGCCAAGGGAAUAGUGCUAGUGUACGAUAUCACAAAGCAGGAGACCUUCGACGACCUGCCCAAAUGGAUGAAAAUGAUAGACAAGUACGCCUCAGAGGAAGCAGAGCUCCUCCUGGUCGGGAACAAGCUGGACUGUGAGACUGAUCGUAUCAUCUCCAGACAGCAGGGAGAGAGGUUUGCUUCUCGAAUAAGUGGAAUGCGCUUCUGCGAAGCUAGUGCCAAGGACAACUUCAAUGUCGACGAGAUCUUCCUGAAGCUUGUGGAUGACAUCCUUAGCAAGAUGCCUCUGGAAGUUCCCAACAGGGAGCUUUCCAACAGUGUCCUGUCUCUGCAGCCUGAACCGGAAGUGCCUCCGGAGUUGCCACCUCCCCGCAUGCGCUGUUGCUGAGAGUCCGAGUGGUCCACCCCCCCAUCCUGUGUACACACACACACACACACACACAUAGACACACACACACUCAGCUCACACAUGCAGAGUACCAAUCUGGCCACCAGGGGGCAGCAAACAGCAGCAGUUUGGGUUUAUUGACUGCUGAUGUAAAGAUGCAUGGACUCUCUUAACAACCAGUAUUGUUAUUAUUUCUUCUCCUGUUUUGUAACUGUACACUAUGGCACGUACUACACUAACACUUAGGCCUGGUGAAUCACCCACUUCCUACCAACACUUCUGUCUACACUUGACCCCAGACUACCUCAUUCCCCCCGAAACGUUUAGGCUAGCUGUGCCCCGCAGGUGCCUUCGAGGUAGAGAGCCCUCUGGUAGCAGUUGCACAUUUUACAAGGAGGAGGAUUAUUGAGGGCCUUACAGCUUCUUCUCUUCCUGUUUUCUUUAAAAAAAAAAAAAAAAAAAAGUCCUUACACAUACUGUACACUAAGUUUGACAUUGUCUGAGUUGCCCCGAUGGUCUGGUAUCUCUGCAUUAUCUAGCUUACAGAAAAAGGGAUAAUAAUCUUACAUCUCUUCGGCUUAGUUUUAAAACUCUGGGUCUAGGUACAGUAGUUUUAUACUCUUAUUAAUAGAUAUUAUUACCAAGUUGACUUGAGGUAAACAAAAAAGCACAUGAUGUAAAUACGGUGUGUUGCUGUAAUGACUGGACAAGGUGCAAGAUUUUUUGUAGCCAGCAGUAGGCGGGGUUGUGUGGUGGUGAUCAUAUCAGUUUGUAUUCCUUUGCCUUAAGGUAUUAAAGCGGCUGGAGCGGCUCAAUUUUCACAUUUGUAUAAAUCGUAAUGUUUUGCACUACAAUCCAUCUUUACCUAGUUAAGCUGACAUGUAGAAGAUAAAAAAGAGAAAGCACACGACUCGUAGUUUAGCACUAGUGAAGAUCAAUGUUGCCUCGCUUAGCGGCCGCUCUGAACUCUUCCACGCCACCGUUGAAGAGUGCGAUGGCGGUGCAAGGAGAGAUGGGUAAUGUAGUCUUUUGAGGGAUUGGUGUUUUCACAGGGGGCAUUCUCUCUCUCUCUCUGUGUGUGUGUGUGUGUGUGUGUGUGUGUGUUGCUGGCUUUUUUAGGGGAAAACAGUAGUUAGUGCGCGCCACACACACACACACACACACACACACAUAGUUUUGGCCUUUUGGUUUUGUUACUAAUCUUGCAAAGUUGUUUUUAUUUUUCAUGGUUUUUUUUUCCUCUGAAUUCAGAAACAGCUGAGAAAAGAAUGUGUGUCUCCUCUUUUUAUGGGGGGGGGAGUGCAGGAAGGUUUGUUAUGUUUUUGAAUGACUCAGGAAACUCAUAUCUGCUCAUGUUGACAGGCUUUUUUACUGUAGACUUGAUUUGAGUUACAUAGCAAAUAAAUAACGUCUUUAUAAAGAUACUACUUUUUAGAAGAGGUCAGCUGUUUUGAGUUUAUGAUUUGGGGCAGUUUGUUACAGACCAGUGUGGAGACAUCCCAUCACUUGCACAUCUAAAAAACAAACUAGGCUAUGCAUGUUAAGCCCUCCUGCGUUCAUAGACAUUAAUAAUCAUUUAAUUCUUCCGUCUUUUUUUGUUUUUUGUUAAACGAAUGCAAUACUAGCGAUGUAGCACUGUGAGUGUUUCUGUUUUUGUUUUUACAUGUCGAAGUAAAAGCCCGAGUCUUGAGGAUGAGGAUGAGGAAGGACGAGCCCAUUCAAAGGACCUGAUUUAAAAAAAACUGACUGUUUUUUGGUUAAAAUUGGUUAAUUUAACUUUCUGUUGAUGUCAAGCUUUUGUGGACUUGAACUGGCACAUUAUGUAUUCUAACAAAUGCAUAGAGUUCAUACCACAAUAAAGAUGUUGAAAAUGUGAGACCUUCACUGACAUUCGAGCACAUCUCACAAUAAGAUCAUCAGCCAGCAAACAACGUGCGCACACAAAUUAUCUGCAACUUUAUCUCUCUCUUGUGUUUUAAAAUAAAAAAAAACCCAUCUUUUGAUGUUGUUGUUUUGGAAUCAAACCACUCAUUUGUCCCCCUGACUUUUAGCAUUUGGCACUAACCCUGUGGUCUCUGUUUUAAUAACAAAGCCUUAUUACUACUCAGUGUUUUUUCAAUAUACAUUUUAAACGAUGCUUUUAUUUUGAAAUGUGUACUUUAAAAGAUGGAAGACUGUACUUUGUAUUAAAACCUGUUAUAAGUCUUUGAAAAGUUUUCGGCAUGUUUAAAGCGGAUUUGUGGUAUUUAUAACUUGUGGCAUUCUUGAACUAAUGAAAUGCAAUUAAAGAUAUCUAUAUUUAUUACCAGA